Molecule: messenger RNA, 2541 nt
Organism: Sycon ciliatum
Lineage: Eukaryota; Metazoa; Porifera; Calcarea; Leucosolenida; Sycettidae
Product: receptor-type tyrosine-protein phosphatase alpha-like
Biological process (GO): protein dephosphorylation
Molecular function (GO): protein tyrosine phosphatase activity
Source: RefSeq, a predicted model, not a curated record
UUGAACCAAUGAGCAACAGGGGUCCCAUCUCUGUGGAGAAGUUUCCCAAGCACGCACAGGAUAUGUACGCUAGCGAAGGCUUUGCAGCUGAGUAUGAUAUAAUUCAACAGCUGGCGCCGAAGAUGAUGGCCGCCGAAGUGUGCAGUCGCCCGGAGAAUAAGCUGAAGAAUCGUUAUGCAAACAUCAUCGCAUAUGACGAUACUCGAGUUGCGCUCUCUCAAACUGGGGGUGAUCCCAACUCUGAUUAUAUCAAUGCAAACUGGUUAAGCGGCUUCAAGUGUGAAAAGGAGUUCAUCGCCACCCAAGGCCCCGUCCCUCAGUCAAUCAUCGACUUCUGGAGAAUGAUCUGGGAGACCAAGGCCAGGACAAUCGCCAUGGUAACCAACCUGGAAGAGGGUGAUAAGUUGAAGUGCAACCAGUACUGGCCCACUCAGGGUGGUAUUAUCUAUGGUAACUUGGUGGUGACACUCACUGGUACUCUAAGCCAAUCACACCACGUCAUCAGAACAUUCCAAGUUGCCACGGAGGACGACGUCAACAAAGGAGUCACGGAGAACAUUCGCGAAGUCAAGCAGUUUCACUUCAUUUCGUGGCCGGACCACGGCGUACCGGCCCACCCCACGCCAUUGCUGACGUACUGGCAGAGGAUUCGCAAGUCACAGCCCAGAGCAAAGGCAAAUGACCAGACCCCUCAACCACCCGUCAUUGUUCACUGCAGUGCUGGUGUUGGCAGGACCGGCACACUGAUAGUGAUCGACGCCAUGAUAGCGCAGGCUGAACGCGAGAAGAAACUCGACGUCUUCAGCUUCGUGAUGGAGUUGCGACGACAGCGUAACUUCAUGGUCCAGACGGAGAGCCAGUACAAGUUUAUACACGACGCUCUCGUCGAGUAUUUCAGCUUCGGCGCCAGCACGGAGGUGCCGGUGAACGACCUACGGCAGUGUAUCAGAUCACUGAACAUGAUGUCGGAGGGUGAGAGCGGGUAUGAGAUUGAGUACAAGAGACUUGCCUGUGGAGUGCCUAACCGAUCGCCAGUGGACUUGGCAACCAAGGCGUACAACAAGAAAAAGAACAGAUUCACCAGCUUUGUCCCAUACAACCAGCCAGCCGGUCACAACACGAAGGAUGCGCCAAAUGUCGGAGAGAGCUCCGGCAGAGUCAUUCUUCCGGCGCAAGCCAGCGUUGAAGGUUCCGACUACAUCAAUGCCAGCUUUGUUGACAGUUUCUCCAUGCCCAAGGCAUACAUAGCUACCCAAGGCCCUAUGCUCAACACCAUCACUGAUUUCUGGACCAUGGUGUGGAAGUACGAUUGCCAAUCCAUCGUCAUGCUCUCAAAUCUCAGAGAGAAGAACUCCGAACACAGUGUACUGUACUGGCCUGACAAGGAAUCAGAGCCCUCGUCAUACGGUGACAUUCUGGUGACGUUUGCCGCCGAGAAAAUCCUGACCGACUUUGCCGUGCGUGAUUUCACCGUUACGCAUACAAAAGAAAGUGUCUCGCGCACAGUUCGUCAAUUUCACUACAUUGGCUGGCCGGAGCGUGGAGUACCGCAGUCUGGCAAAGCUAUGCUGGAAAUGAUUGGGCAGGUUGAACAUCAUCAGCUCAGCUCAGGAAACAAGACAGUUGUCGUGCACUGCAGCAACGGAUCAGGUCGCACCGGAACCUACAUUGGUAUCAGUUCGGCUAUAGACCGUGCGAAGAGUGAGAACUCCGUGGACGUCUUUCAAAUGACGAAGAUGAUGAGGAUGCAGAGAGCAGGAUGUGUGCAAUCAUCCGAGCAAUACAAGUUCAUCUACAACACAGUGCUUGACUACAUAGCCAGCUUCGAGACGUACGGAAACUUCAAGUGAUUAGUGCUGUUUUCGAGGCAACCUCCAGCAACUUCUCAAGUUUCUUCUUUGUGUAUGAAGGACAGGCACAUGUUGACCUACGUGUACGUCCGCAUACAGCAAUCGUAUACAUGCACACGGAUAUUGUAUCCAUUGAUCGACUCUACUUUGAAGUAUGAGGGGUAUUUCCCCCCGGACCCCGGACCAAAGUUGACGCUUCCCUGCCCUCCCACACACAUAGUAGCACUGACUGAAAGGGUGCACCUCUCAAUGUCUCCACUCGUUCUCUGGUUGCUUUCAAUUCUGCGACGAUUUUUGACUGGUUCAUGCUAAUUUCCGAAAUAAUUUCCUUUCACCCUUCCGGUCUCCAACUGACUGCUCUAUAAUCAAUUCAAUUCAUUUCUAAAUGCUUGCCUCAGUGGGCAAAGUUCACCAAUUGUUCAUUCUCACUUCAAUUCGCGACUCUCGCUUUGAUACUUCUAGUAGCUGUUGGUGCGAACUUUUGCUCUUCCCCCCCCCCCCCCCUCAAAUUGACAAUUUCCUUUCAUUCGAUUUCAUGAUUGAUUUCGUAUGCAUUUUCUGGCAAUAAUUUAAGUAUUCAUUUAGCUGGGAGUGCCCUCACUGUCCCUACUAGCACAUACAGCAUUCUGCUACAUUUCAGCAUUACUGAAAAUUGACAAUGGAUUGAUACGAUGACGGAACGUCAGCUUUA